UGAAGACAUUAAACAUACGAUUGCGACAAUAUAUGGUUUAUUUGUGUUUUUCAUAUCAUCUCCAGCUCGUGAAAAUGGAGUCUUUGUCUGCAGCAAACACACAGUUCUGUUUAAACCUGUUCAAGAAGAUCAGUGAAGGAGACGCAUCAGGAAAUGUGUUCUACUCUCCGAUCAGCAUCUCCUCGGCUCUGGCCAUGGUGUCGCUCGGAGCAAAAGGAAACACAGCAGCGCAGAUGUUUAAGGUCCUGAGUUUUACCAAUCCUCCCAAACCUGACGGAGCGACUCCAGCAUCUCAUCAACAAGCUCAGAAGCCCCAGAUUGCCUGCGGUGUCAAGGAUCAACAUGGACCGUCAAUGACACAACAAUCCCAAAAGUUUGAGAAAUGUUCUGCGCAGCCGGCCCCUGGACAAAAGACUGAGGACCAAAUUCAUUCCAGCUUCAACAAGCUCAUGAGUGAACUGAAGAAACCAGGAGCCCCGUAUGUGUUGAGUCUCGCCAACCGUCUCUACGGAGAGCAGUCACACAAGUUUGUGGAGAAAUUCCUGAAUGAUGCAAAAAGAUACUAUGAAGCUGAACUGGAGGAGGUGGACUUCAAGAAGAAACCAGACGCUUCACGUGUCGACAUCAACAAAUGGGUGGAGAAAAACACUCAAGGGAAGAUCAAGGAUUUGCUUCCAGAGAGAUCCAUCGAUGCGUUGACGAGACUGGUCUUGGUGAAUGCCAUCUACUUCAAGGGGAACUGGAUGGAGAAAUUCCCAAAAGAAGCCACCAGAGAUGGACAGUUUAAGCUGAACAAGACUCAAACUAAACCAGUGAAGAUGAUGAAUCAAAUGACAGAGUUUCCUCUGGCCUUCAUCCCAGAGAUGGACAGUCAGGUUCUGGAGCUGCCGUAUGUUGGGAAGAAUCUCAGUAUGUUGAUCAUCCUUCCUAACGAGAUUCAAGAUGAAACCACUGGCCUUCAGAAGCUUGAAAGGGCACUGACCUACGAGAAGCUGAUGGAGUGGACGAGACCUGAAGUCAUGUAUGAAACAAAAGUUGAAGUAUCUCUGCCCAGAUUCAAGAUGGAGGAAACCUAUGACAUGAAGAGUCUUCUGAUCAGCAUGGGAAUGGAGGAUGUGUUUGACGGGAAGAAGGUGAAUCUUUCAGGCAUGUCACCCAACAAUGAUCUGGUGGUUUCGGAGGUGAUUCAUAAAGCCUUUGUUGAAGUAAACGAGGAAGGAACUGAAGCAGCUGCGGCCACCGGCGUCGCCAUGAACAGCUUGGGUGUGAGGAUCCCGCAGGUCUUUAAUGCAGAUCAUCCGUUCCUCUUCUUCAUCCGACACAAUCCAACCAAGAGCAUUCUGUUUUGCGGACGCUUCUGCUCUCCGUGAUCCAGUCCUGCUGCUUGAGACCCUUGCAGCUGGUUUAGUUGGUGAUCUGGUUAGAACCAGUAGAGGAGACUCUGGACAACUGCUACUAAUUGUCAUCUUUACUUAUAUGUGCCAACAGUAUCAGAACCUGUUGCAGUUUACAUGAGACAGACUUACAUUAAAUGAAUACUAAAAAACUGUUUUCAGUUUUGUGUGGUAAUUGUUUUGCUUCAGUCUCAAGUGGGACCUGCAUUAUACUUAUUUGAAAUGCAUUAAAUACUUUGUACUGAUCAUUUUAUAGCAGGGAUAUUAUCAGUAACUAAGACUAAAAGAAGACCAUUUUCCUUAUUGGAAAUAAAAUAAACAAGAACUGAAGUUAAAUUAAAUAUAAAAACAUCUUUUUUUUUUCAGCUUGUGCCAAGGCAACAUUUCUCAUUUUUGUUUAGUUAGUUAAGGUGAAGUAAUAAAUUAGACAUGAAAUGACAAAAACACAAAAUGACAAAAACUUUCAAUUGAGCAUUACAAGUUCAAUUCACUAAACACAAUACAACAGCUAUUGCUAUAAUCA
This is a messenger RNA of Carassius carassius (crucian carp), 1917 nucleotides long. Its product is annotated as leukocyte elastase inhibitor-like. Lineage: Eukaryota; Metazoa; Chordata; Actinopteri; Cypriniformes; Cyprinidae. The transcript is spliced from 8 exons. The coding region runs from base 33 to 1370 and encodes 445 amino acids. Gene Ontology annotation, molecular function: serine-type endopeptidase inhibitor activity. The record is from RefSeq and is a predicted model, not a curated record. Gene Ontology annotation, biological process: negative regulation of endopeptidase activity.